Molecule: messenger RNA, 4228 nt
Organism: Spea bombifrons (plains spadefoot toad)
Lineage: Eukaryota; Metazoa; Chordata; Amphibia; Anura; Pelobatidae
Gene: DPYD
Product: dihydropyrimidine dehydrogenase
Exons: 23
Coding region: 126-3203 (1025 amino acids)
Biological process (GO): uracil catabolic process; thymine catabolic process
Cellular component (GO): cytoplasm; cytosol
Molecular function (GO): NADP binding; iron-sulfur cluster binding; uracil binding
Source: RefSeq, a predicted model, not a curated record
UUCAUAAACUAUUGCAUUGAGUUGUAUUUGAUACUUCGGAGUUGCUGAUUUGAGUUUUGUCACUUUAUUUGAAAGAUUCAUUGCAAGGAGCUGUUCCAAAAGCAGAUUCACAAAAUUAUACAACCAUGGCUCGCAUGCUGAGCAAGGACCCAAUGGAUAUUGAGAAUAUAUUGGCGUUGAAUCCAAGAACUCCUGUUCAUGCAUUUUUACAUUCAACAGCAGUAAAGAAGCAGGUGAAAAGACACUGGAAACGGAACCAUGACAAGAACUGUUCUAAAUGCGAUCCGAUGGAAAAUAAUUUUGAUGACAUCAAACACACAACUCUGGGUGAGAGAGGAGCACUUCGAGAAGCAAUGAGGUGCUUGAAGUGUGCAGAUGCUCCUUGUCAAAAGAGCUGCCCAACUAACCUGGAUAUCAAGUCAUUUAUCACAAGUAUUGCCAACAAGAACUACUACGGGGCUGCAAGAACUAUCCUUUCUGAUAACCCGCUUGGUUUGACAUGUGGAAUGGUAUGUCCAACAUCAGACCUCUGUGUAGGUGGAUGCAAUUUAUAUGCAACGGAAGAAGGGCCAAUUAAUAUCGGAGGACUGCAACAAUUUGCUACUGAGAUUUUCAAAGCUAUGAAUAUUCCCCAGAUAAGAAGUCCAAUUCUUCCCCCAAUUGAAAACAUGCCUCAGUCAUACAGAACUAAAAUUGCGCUUCUUGGUGCUGGUCCUGCAAGUAUAAGCUGUGCUUCUUUCCUGGCUCGACUCGGCUAUUCUGACAUUACGAUAUUUGAGAAACAACAAUAUGUAGGGGGAUUGAGUACAUCAGAAAUUCCUCAGUUCCGAUUGCCAUACGAUGUUGUCAAAUUUGAAAUUGAGCUGAUGAAGGACCUUGGAGUUAAGGUAAUUGAGGGCAAGGGCCUGGGAAUAAAUGGAAUGAGCAUCCAGUCUCUGAAAGAGGAAGGUUUUGGAGCAAUAUUCAUUGGUAUUGGUCUUCCGGAGCCCAAGAUUGAAGCUGUUUUUGAUGGUCUUACAACAGAACAGGGAUUCUACACAUCAAAAGACUUCUUACCACUUGUGGCUAAAGCUAGCAAACAAGGGAUGUGUGCCUGUCGCUCUCAAUUGCCAUCCAUAAAGGGAUCCGUGAUCGUCCUUGGAGCUGGAGACACUGCUUUUGACUGUGCAACCUCUGCGCUACGUUGCGGCGCACGCAGAGUGUUUGUGGUCUUUAGAAAGGGCUUCACUAAUAUUAGGGCUGUUCCAGAAGAGGUUGAGUUGGCCAAGGAAGAGAAGUGUGAAUUUCUUCCCUUCCUUUCUCCUCGCAAAGUUAUUUUAAAAGGUGGUAAAAUCAGCGCUAUGGAAUUUGUUCGGACAGAACAGGACGAGGAAGGAAACUGGAUUGAGGAUGAGGAUCAAGUUGUUCAUCUGAAAGCAGAAGUGGUUAUCAGUGCGUUUGGAUCUGUAUUGAGUGACCCAGAUGUGAUAAAUGCAAUGAAGUCUAUAAAGUUUAACAGAUGGGGUCUACCUGAAAUCAAUCAGGAAACAAUGCAAACCAGUGACCCUGGAGUGUUCGCUGGGGGAGAUAUUGGAGGUUUGGCUAAUACUACUGUGGAAUCCUGUAACGAUGGAAAACAAGCAUCGUGGCAUAUACAUAAGUAUAUACAGAGUUCACAAGGUGUGUCGAUUCCUGAAAAACCUGAGCUACCACUCUUUUAUACACCAAUUGAUUUGGUAGAUAUUAGCGUGGAAAUGGUCGGACUGCAAUUUAUGAAUCCUUUCGGCCUUGCAAGUGCGCCUCCUACUACUAGCGCUCCAAUGAUUCGCAGAGCCUUUGAGGCGGGUUGGGGAUUUGCAGUAACAAAAACCUUUUCUCUCGAAAAAGAUAUAGUGACAAAUGUUUCUCCACGGAUUAUUCGUGGAACAACAUCAGGUCCUUUAUAUGGCCCAGGACAAGGAUCCUUCCUAAAUAUAGAGCUCAUUAGUGAAAAGACCACAGCAUAUUGGUGCCAGUCCAUCACUGAGCUAAAGAAGGACUUUCCAAAACACAUCCUUAUUGCAAGCAUUAUGUGCAGUUACAACAAGGAUGAUUGGACAGAACUUUCCAAAAUGGCCCAGGCCUCUGGCGCGGAUGCUCUGGAACUAAAUCUUUCUUGUCCCCAUGGAAUGGGAGAGAGGGGCAUGGGACUCGCUUGUGGACAAGAUCCAGAACUGGUUCGAAACAUCUGUCGAUGGGUUAGACAAGCUGUCAAAAUUCCUUUCUUUGCCAAACUGACCCCAAAUGUCACAGAUGUUGUGAAAAUUGCAAUGGCAGCCCAAGAAGGUGGUGCAGAUGGUGUUACAGCAACCAACACUGUUUCAGGACUAAUGGGAUUAAAAGCAGAUGGAACACCUUGGCCAGCAGUUGGAAGAGGGAGCAGGACCACAUAUGGUGGAGUGUCUGGAAAUGCCAUUAGGCCUAUUGCUCUGAGGGCUGUAUCUGCAAUUGCCCGGGCUUUACCUGGAUUUCCCAUUUUGGCAACUGGUGGAAUCGAUUCAGCAGAGAGUGGAAUGCAGUUUCUUCACAGCGGCGCAUCAGUACUACAGGUGUGCAGUGCAGUGCAAAAUCAAGACUUCACUGUAAUUGAUGACUUCUGCACUGGCCUGAAGGCUCUGUUAUACCUUAAGAGCAUUGAUGAGCUUCAAGGUUGGGAUGGUCAAAGUCCACCUACAAUCCGCCAUCAAAAAGGAAAAGCUGUUCCUAAAGUGGCAGACAUUGCGGGACAGAAACUCCCAAGUUUCGGACCAUAUUUAGAGAAGAGAAAACAGCUUAUAGCCGAAAGUAAGAACAUCGCUUUAACAAAAACUGAAGAUUUAAAGACAAAUGAAAAGAAACAUUUUCUUCCAACAAAACCCAUACCAGCAGUCAAGGAUGUAAUUGGCAGAGCAUUAAAAUAUAUUGGAUCAUAUGGUGAAUUAAACAUUCAAGAACACGUUGUAGCCCUGAUUGACGAGGAAAUGUGCAUUAACUGUGGAAAAUGCUACAUGACCUGCAAUGAUUCUGGUUAUCAGGCUAUCGAGUUUGAUCCUGAGACCCACCUGCCUACUGUCAAUGACAACUGUACUGGUUGCACUCUGUGUUUCAGUGUCUGUCCUAUUAUUGACUGCAUCAAAAUGGUUACCAGGACAACGCCUUAUGUACCAAAAAGAGGUCUGCCCUUAACUGUGAAUCCAGUGUGUUAAGGUGACCAGUUCAACAAUUAAUGUGGUCUCCUCAUCUUCCACUGCCACCUUACCGUCUCAUUAUAGUACAUUAGUUAAAAUCAACUCGGAUUAAUUAUAUAUAUAUAUAUAUGUGAUUUUAUAUUCACUGGUAUUUGCAUUAUUUGCUGCUUGUUUUAAUUAGCUCAUAUUGUAAAAUACAAAUAACGAUUUCGAGUUCAAAAAUAAAAUCAUAUUGCUUUAUGGAAUAGCCCAAUGUUUCCACUUGCAAUUAGUUAGUUCAAUACAAAGUACAGUAAAAUGUUAAAAUGCAAAAAUGGUAAAUGAAGAUGAAUGGAAAAAUACUGUAAAACUAAAAUUAAUCCUCCCCAUCUGUGUUUUUUUUUUUUUCUUCUUUUAUAUGCUCAUAACUGAAAUACAUAAUUAGUUAUUUGAAAAACAACAAAUUAAGGGAAUAAUUACUUUUGUGUGCAGACAGUAGACUUACAAUAAGGAUUUAACACUGGAUUAAGUACUUUGUGUAGUGUGUCCACUGAUAAAACAUAAUGCAUUUCUUAAUCCCUAGUACAUUAGAACUCAUAAUGGCUCUGUACAAGACAAAAACCUCAACUAUUUACAAACACUGAUCCAUUUUAUUGUUUUUUUUUUUCUUUUCGCUAUGAGCUGUUUGUAGGGAAGCUUCCUCGUUUGAGUAGAUGUUUUAGAAAACUCUCUAUGUCGCUUUCAUGUGGGAAUCUCUGGUAAUAUAAAUUUAAUUUCUGUCCCAAAGUGUCCUAAUAGCCUGAGCUAGGGACAAAGGGAGCAACUCUAUAUAAACGUUAAUAGUGAUGGUCAAAAGAGUUUAGAUCACAGAUCCUAUUAAAAAGGAUAUAUCAUAUAUCAAUAAAUAAAAUGAGCUUGUACUUAAUUUCUUUGUUAAUUUCUUGUAAUAAUUUACUGAAUCUAUGAAGAAUUCUAUAUUACCUACUUAAACAAAAACAAUGCCAAUUAUAUUUGUAUUCAAAUGUAUAUCCACUUGAUUAAAUAAAGUAUAUUAAGCAAUGCAA